Molecule: messenger RNA, 7041 nt
Organism: Labrus mixtus (cuckoo wrasse)
Lineage: Eukaryota; Metazoa; Chordata; Actinopteri; Labriformes; Labridae
Product: mucin-22-like
Exons: 12
Coding region: 147-6485 (2112 amino acids)
Source: RefSeq, a predicted model, not a curated record
CCUGCAUAGACAGGUAGCGUCAGCAGAGAUAUACUUUACACCAAGGUAGAUUAAGAAGACUGAAAGGUUUGAAAAUAAUGCCAAAGGAAUAGACUAUUUUCUUAGCAUUUUUUAUCACAAUCUUUCUGGGAUCAAAAAAAGACACAAUGGGUGUUGGACCAAUCCUAUUAGUUUUGAUUCUGAUAUUUGGAGGCUCAACAACAGCUGGUGCAUCAUCAAGCACAGCGGCCGCUACAACAGCUGAAAUAUCAACAUCUGGUGGAUCAACAAUAACUGCUGUGUCAACAACAAGCAGUGUUCCAGAGACAACAACAGAAGGAUCAUCAACAACUGGAGGUUCAACUACAAUUGGACAAUCAACAACAGCUGAAACAUCAACAUCUGGUGGAUCAUCAACAACUGAUGGAUCAAUGACAACAGGAGGUUUAUCGACAACCGAUGUAUCUACAACUGGAACAUCAACAACAGCAGGUGCUUUAUCCAGCACAGCAGCCACAACAUCUGGUGGAUCAACAACUGGAGGCUCAACAACAACUGGUGCAUCAUCAACAUCUGGUGGAUCAACAACAACUGAUGGAUCAAUGACAACAGGAGGUUUAUCGACAACCGAUGUAUCAACAACUGGAGGUUCAACUGCAACUGGAACAUCAACAGGUGCUUUAUCCAGCACAGCAGCCACAACAUCUGGUGGAUCAACAACAACUGCUGUGUCAACAACUGAAGGUUCAACUACAACUGGACAAUCAACAACAACAGUUGAAGGCUCAACAACAGCUGAAACAUCAACAUCUGGUGGAUCAACAAUAACUGCUGUGUCAACAACAAGCAGUGUUCCAGAGACAACAACAGAAGGAUCAUCAACAACUGGAGGUCCAUCGACAAUCGGUGUAUCAACAUCUGGAGGUUCAACUACAACUGGUAUAUCAACAACAGCAGUUGAAGGCUCAACAACAGCUGAAACAUCAACAUCUGGUGGAUCAACAACAACUGCUGUGUCAACAACAAGCAGUGUUCCAGAGACAACAACAGAAGGAUCAUCAACAACUGGAGGUUCAACUACAACUGGACAAUCAACAACACCUGAAACAUCAACAUCUGGUGGAUCAACAAUAACUGCUGUGUCAACAACAAGCAGUGUUCCAGAGACAACAACAGAAGGAUCAUCAACAACUGGAGGUCCAUCGACAAUCGAUGUAUCAACAUCUGGAGGUUCAACUACAACUGGACAAUCAACAACAGCAGUUGAAGGCUCAACAACAGCUGAAACAUCAACAUCUGGUGGAUCAACAAUAACUGCUGUGUCAACAACAAGCAGUGUUCCAGAGACAACAACAGAAGGAUCAUCAACAACUGGAGGUCCAUCGACAAUCGGUGUAUCAACAUCUGGAGGUUCAACUACAACUGGUAUAUCAACAACAGCAGUUGAAGGCUCAACAACAGCUGAAACAUCAACAUCUGGUGGAUCAACAAUAACUGCUGUGUCAACAACAAGCAGUGUUCCAGAGACAACAACAGAAGGAUCAUCAACAACUGGAGGUCCAUCGACAAUCGAUGUAUCAACAUCUGGAGGUUCAACUACAACUGGACAAUCAACAACAGCUGAAACAUCAACAUCUGGUGGAUCAACAACAUCUGGUGGAUCAAUGACAACUGCUGUGUCAACAACAAGCAGUGUUCCAGAGACAACAACAGAAGGAUCAUCAACAACUGGAGGUCCAUCGACAAUCGGUGUAUCAACAUCUGGAGGUUCAACUACAACUGGACAAUCAACAACAGCAGUUGAAGGCUCAACAACAGCUGAAACAUCAACAUCUGGUGGAUCAACAAUAACUGCUGUGUCAACAACAAGCAGUGUUCCAGAGACAACAACAGAAGUAGCAUCAACAACUGGAGGUCCAUCGACAAUCGGUGUAUCAACAUCUGGAGGUUCAACUACAACUGGACAAUCAACAACAGCUGAAACAUCAACAUCUGGUGGAUCAAUGACAACUGCUGUGUCAACAACAAGCAGUGUUCCAGAGACAACAACAGAAGGAUCAUCAACAACUGGAGGUCCAUCGACAAUCGGUGUAUCAACAUCUGGAGGUUCAACUACAACUGGUAUAUCAACAACAGCAGUUGAAGGCUCAACAACAGUUGAAACAUCAACAUCUGGUGGAUCAAUGACAACAGGAGGUUUAUCGACAACCGAUGUAUCAACAACUGGAGGUUCAACUGCAACUGGAACAUCAACAGGUGCUUUAUCCAGCACAGCAGCCACAACAUCUGGUGGAUCAACAACAACUGCUGUGUCAACAACUGAAGGUUCAACUACAACUGGACAAUCAACAACAACAGUUGAAGGCUCAACAACAGUUGAAACAUCAACAUCUGGUGGAUCAACAACAACUGCUGUGUCAACAACAAGCAGUGUUCCAGAGACAACAACAGAAGGAUCAUCAACAACUGGAGGUCCAUCGACAAUCGAUGUAUCAACAUCUGGAGGUUCAACUACAACUGGUAUAUCAACAACAGCAGUUGAAGGCUCAACAACACCUGAAACAUCAACAUCUGGUGGAUCAACAACAACUGCUGUGUCAACAACAAGCAGUGUUCCAGAGACAACAACAGAAGGAUCAUCAACAACUGGAGGUUCAACUACAACUGGACAAUCAACAACACCUGAAACAUCAACAUCUGGUGGAUCAACAAUAACUGCUGUGUCAACAACAAGCAGUGUUCCAGAGACAACAACAGAAGGAUCAUCAACAACUGGAGGUCCAUCGACAAUCGAUGUAUCAACAUCUGGAGGUUCAACUACAACUGGACAAUCAACAACAGCAGUUGAAGGCUCAACAACAGCUGAAACAUCAACAUCUGGUGGAUCAACAAUAACUGCUGUGUCAACAACAAGCAGUGUUCCAGAGACAACAACAGAAGGAUCAUCAACAACUGGAGGUCCAUCGACAAUCGGUGUAUCAACAUCUGGAGGUUCAACUACAACUGGUAUAUCAACAACAGCAGUUGAAGGCUCAACAACACCUGAAACAUCAACAUCUGGUGGAUCAACAACAACUGCUGUGUCAACAACAAGCAGUGUUCCAGAGACAACAACAGAAGGAUCAUCAACAACUGGAGGUUCAACUACAACUGGACAAUCAACAACAGCUGAAACAUCAACAUCUGGUGGAUCAACAAUAACUGCUGUGUCAACAACAAGCAGUGUUCCAGAGACAACAACAGAAGGAUCAUCAACAACUGGAGGUCCAUCGACAAUCGGUGUAUCAACAUCUGGAGGUUCAACUACAACUGGACAAUCAACAACAGCAGUUGAAGGCUCAACAACAGCUGAAACAUCAACAUCUGGUGGAUCAACAAUAACUGCUGUGUCAACAACAAGCAGUGUUCCAGAGACAACAACAGAAGGAUCAUCAACAACUGGAGGUCCAUCGACAAUCGAUGUAUCAACAUCUGGAGGUUCAACUACAACUGGACAAUCAACAACAGCUGAAACAUCAACAUCUGGUGGAUCAACAACAACUGAUGGAUCAAUGACAACAGGAGGUUUAUCGACAACCGAUGUAUCAACAACUGGAGGUUCAACUGCAACUGGAACAUCAACAGGUGCUUUAUCCAGCACAGCAGCCACAACAUCUGGUGGAUCAACAACAACUGCUGUGUCAACAACUGAAGGUUCAACUACAACUGGACAAUCAACAACAACAGUUGAAGGCUCAACAACAGUUGAAACAUCAACAUCUGGUGGAUCAACAAUAACUGCUGUGUCAACAACAAGCAGUGUUCCAGAGACAACAACAGAAGGAUCAUCAACAACUGGAGGUCCAUCGACAAUCGAUGUAUCAACAUCUGGAGGUUCAACUACAACUGGACAAUCAACAACAGCUGAAACAUCAACAUCUGGUGGAUCAAUGACAACUGGAGGUCCAUCGACAAUCGAUGUAUCAACAUCUGGAGGUUCAACUACAACUGGACAAUCAACAACAGCUGAAACAUCAACAUCUGGAGGUUCAACUACAACUGGUAUAUCAACAACAGCAGUUGAAGGCUCAACAACACCUGAAACAUCAACAUCUGGUGGAUCAAUGACAACUGCUGUGUCAACAACAAGCAGUGUUCCAGAGACAACAACAGAAGGAUCAUCAACAACUGGAGGUCCAUCGACAAUCGGUGUAUCAACAUCUGGAGGUUCAACUACAACUGGUAUAUCAACAACAGCAGUUGAAGGCUCAACAACACCUGAAACAUCAACAUCUGGUGGAUCAACAACAACUGCUGUGUCAACAACAAGCAGUGUUCCAGAGACAACAACAGAAGUAGCAUCAACAACUGGAGGUCCAUCGACAAUCGGUGUAUCAACAUCUGGAGGUUCAACUACAACUAGUAUAUCAACAACAGCAGUUGAAGGCUCAACAACAGUUGAAACAUCAACAUCUGGUGGAUCAACAACUGGAACAUCAACAACAGCAGGUGCAUCAUCAAGCACAGCAGCAACAACAGCUGAAUCAUCAACAUCUGGUGGAUCAACAACAACUGAUGGAUCAAUGACAACAGGAGGUUUAUCGACAACCGGUGUAUCAACAACUGGAGGUUCAACUGCAACUGGAACAUCAACAGGUGCUUUAUCCAGCACAGCAGCCACAACAUCUGGUGGAUCAACAACAACUGCUGUGUCAACAACAAGCAGUGUUCCAGUGACAACAACAGAACGAUCAACAAUACUUAGAGAAACAUUAACAACUGGAGCUUCAACUGUAAUACUUGCAACAUCAGCAGUCACUACAACUAUGUCUACUACUGUCACUACUACUGCACCUCCUUCACCAGUUAAGAUUCUUUCAGCAACCUUGGUAGUACCAUUUGUAGCUGAACUCAAUGAUAGAGAAAGUCCACAAUUUAAGAAUCUUGAGGCUGAAGUUCUUCAAGUGUUUGAUUUUAUCUUCAGGAGAGGAUUUGGCGUACUUUACAUUCGUAGUUUUGUCCUAUUUUUUAGACCAGCAGUGGUAAGAACGCGAAUGAGUAAUACUGAAGCAGAGAUAGGUGUUGAGUUCGCCAGAAACUCAUCUGCAGAUCAAAUCCCAACAUCUGACACUGUUGCAAGUACCUUGGUAGAAGCUGUGUCAAACUCGAGCAAUAACUUCAGCCUCAAUGUUGAUUCCACCUCCAUCAUGAUAGUUGAUCAAAACACUACAACAAUCACAACUUCUGUCACCCCCACUUCAAAUACUACAUCUGCCAAUACAACUACUGUGGCGGUAGUCAUACUAAGGCGAUUGACUUUCAGAUCUCCUGGAGAGACAUUUACAAGUAACUUGUUGAAUCAAUCAUCUGCAGCAUUUAUAAAUCGAGCCUCACUGAUAAAGUCUUCGCUUGAACCUAUUUACCGAGAUGCAUUUCCAUCAUUCAUCUCCUUGACAGUGAUUUCGUUCAGUAAUGGAUCAGUCAUCAACAACAUUGAUGUUCAAUUUGCAUCAGCAUCUGUUCCUAACAACACUCAGAUUAGAAAUACUUUGAUCAGUGCUGCUUCAAACAUCACAGCCUUCAACAUUGACACCAAUUCCAUAACUUUGGAUGGUGAAUCAACAACAACUAGUGCAUCAUCAAGCACAGCGGCCGCUACAACUACAACUACAGUGAAUCCUUCAACAACCACAACUGCUACGGCAGUCAGAAUAAGGCGAUUGACUUUCAGAUCUCUUGGAGAGACAUUUACAAGUGACUUGUUGAUUCCAUCAUCUGCAGCAUUUAUAAAUCGAGCCUCACUGAUAAAGUCUUCGCUUGAACCUAUUUACCGAGAUGCAUUUCCAUCAUUCAUCUCCUUGACAGUGAUUUCGUUCAGUAAUGGAUCAGUCAUCAACAACAUUGAUGUUCAAUUUGCAUCAGCAUCUGUUCCUAACAACACUCAGAUUAGAAAUACUUUGAUCAGUGCUGCUUCAAACAUCACAGCCUUCAACAUUGACACCAAUUCCAUAACUUUGGAUGGUGAAUCAACAACAACUAGUGCAUCAUCAAGCACAGCGGCCGCUACAACUACAACUACAGUGAAUCCUUCAACAACCACAACUGCUACGGCAGUCAGAAUAAGGCGAUUGACUUUCAGAUCUCUUGGAGAGACAUUUACAAGUGACUUGUUGAUUCCAUCAUCUGCAGCAUUUAGAAAUCGAUCCUCACUGAUAAAGUCUUCACUUGAACCUUUCUACCGAGCUUUCUUUCCAUCACCAUUCAUCUCCUUGACAGUGGUUUCGUUCAGUGAAGGAUCAGUCAUCAACAACAUUGAUAUUGGAUUUGCAACAGCAUCUCUUCCUAACAACACUCAGAUUACCAACAUUUUGAAUAUUGCUGCUUCAUUCAUCACAGCCUUCAACAUUGACACCAAUUCCAUAACUUUGGAUGGCGCAAACGUUUCAAGUGGCGUAAGCCACAACAUCAGUCUCAUCACAGCAUCCUCCCUUGUGCUGCUGUCAUGGCUACUAUCUAGCCAGCAAUAGUGUUAGAAGUCCAUGUGAAACCCCAAUUGAUCACUGUGUUGCAUGAAAACUACAAGAAGACCUCUUAAGUUUGCAACUGUAAUAUGGCUUGGAAAUGACUUUCAGAUAACUUGUCCACUGUUUAACCCUGAUAAAUUUGAUGAUCAUUUUGUCAAAAAUAUUGUACUGAUUUACAUUACAGUCGGUCUUACUCCAUGCAAGGGCAACUCUGUUGGGAAAGUUCAAACAGAAGAAUGUCUACAUUUUCAUUACAUACAUUUAGUGAUAACUGCAUUUUUCUACCAAUUCUGGCACGGUCAGAAUUACAUUUAUGACAUCAAAACAAUGGUUCCUUCAUUUAUUUAUUUAGUUUAACAUGAUCAUUAAUAUGUCGGUCUCUGUGAUUGGACCUCUGUGUAUGUAUUGUCAGUUAAAUAUACUUGUUCUUAAUGAUAAUUAGAUGUGAGAAAUUAUCUAUUCUGUAUUGAACUUUUUUUUAAUCAUCCAUCUAAAGCAGAUACAAGAAAGUGUAUUCAAUUCAUUGAAGUUUGUUCCAAUAAAGGCAGUGAAUAUAUUG